AUGGGUAAUAUCCUGGAUAAAGAUCGAAAUCGAAAAACUUUAGGCCUUCCAAGUCAUGUGACGAAAAUUGCAUCUUCUAAUGAUAAUUCAAUUGAAACAAAUGAAAUUUCACCUGUUGUUGUUUGGUGUGAUGCAACAAUUGGUUUAAGUACAAAUGCCGAUGAUGAUAUAAAUACAUUAAUUCAACUUGGACGUAUUGUCAGUAAAAAACGAAAACUUAUACAUACAUUUAAUGAUUUAAGUAUAUGUCAAGAUUUUAUAAAACAUGUCAAUAAUAUUUUUCUUAUUGUAUCUGGUUCAGUAGGAAGACAACUUAUACCAUUAAUUCAUGAUCUUGAUCAAAUUCAUUCAAUUUAUAUUUUCUGUUUGAAUAAAUCUAGUCAUGAAUCAUGGGCAAAACAAUAUGAAAAAAUUCAUGGAGUAUGUACAGAUAUAGGAGAAGUAUGUGGACAUUUGAAAAAAUAUUUUACUUUUCAAUCAUCAUCGGAAUAUGAACAAUUACAAUUUGAUAUUUUAUAUAAAAAUUUUAUAUUACCAACAACAGAUCAACAAGAAUUAUCAUAUAUAUAUGCAAUAUUAAGUAAAUUAAUAUUAUAUAAUAUGAAUUCAAUAAAACAACAAGAUAUGAUAAAUUAUUGUCGAACAGAAUAUACAACUAAAAAUCAAAUAACAAUAAUUGAUCAAUUUGAAAAUAAUUAUUCUCAACAUAAUCCUAUAUGGUGGUUUACAAGAGAUAAUUUUUUUCAACAAAUUAUUAAUCGAGCAUUACAAUUAAAUGAUUUAUAUACAUUAUGUAUGAUGAAUCCAUUUCUAAAAGAUCUUAAUAAUAAACUUAAACAAUUACAUAGAGAACAAAUGUCUUCAUCAUCAAAAAUACUUCAUGUUUAUUUCAGUCAAUUAAUAUCAAAUAAUGACUUGGCUAAAUUGAAAUCAAAUCAAGAUGGACUUAUAUGUAUUAAUGAAUUUCUAUUUGCAAAUUUAGAACAAACAAUACCAUUAACGUAUAUUGAACAUCAAAAUUCUAAAACAAAUAUCAAUAAUAUUAAAGCUCUUUUUAAAAUUUCUAUUCCACAAACAAAUGAACCGAAUGUUGCGUAUGCUAAUAUUGGUGCUGUAAGUGAAUUUGUUCAUGAAAAAGAAUAUCUUCUAUCAAUGUCAAGUAUAUUUCAUAUUGGAAAAGUUGAAGCAUUUACUGAAGUUACAUCAGUUUGGUUGAUUAAUUUAACAUUGAUUGAUGAAAAUGAUAAGCAAUUAAUUAAUCUUUCACGAUUUAUAAAUAAAAAUGAAUUAUGUCGAGAUAAUGAUUUAUCUGAAUUAGGUUCUAUUAUUACAGAUAAAUUAUGUCAAUUUAAAUCAAUACGAAAAUUAUUUGAAAACCAAUUUAAUUCUGGAACUAAACAAAUUCGACCAAUUCUUUUACAUUAUAAUAUGGGAAUUAUAUAUGAUUGUUUAAAUGAAUAUCAAAAAGCAUUGGAUGAAUAUAAAUCUGCAAUAAUUUUAACUCGAAGUUUUGGAUCUAAUCAUCAUCAAAAAGAUAGUUUAUGUCUUAUACCAUUAUAUUCAAAUAUGGGAUUAACUUAUCAACAUAUGAAUAUAGGUAGUAAUGCAUUUGAUCAUGCUUUUCGUGCAUUAAAUAUUCUUUCAAAUAAUCGAGAAAAUCCAACAUUUCAAUAUGAACUAUAUAAUGCAAUCUAUUCUAAUCUUGGUUCAAUACUUCAACAACAAGGAAAUAUUUCUCAAGCUAAAUGUUAUUAUACCCAUGCAUUGAAAGCUCAACGUGAAUAUUUAUCAAACGAUCAUCCAGAUGUAAUUAAUCUACAGAAUAUAAUUACAUCAUUAUCUUCUGAAGAAAACGAUUGUACAGAUUAA
Messenger RNA from Rotaria sordida, 1869 nucleotides. The record is from the annotation of a GenBank genome assembly. NCBI's taxonomy places the organism in Eukaryota, Metazoa, Rotifera, Eurotatoria, Philodinida, Philodinidae.